Messenger RNA from Periophthalmus magnuspinnatus, 3588 nucleotides. Its product is annotated as NACHT, LRR and PYD domains-containing protein 3-like. The transcript has 11 exons. Gene Ontology annotation, molecular function: protein binding. Bases 1 to 3588 code for a protein of 1195 amino acids. Lineage: Eukaryota; Metazoa; Chordata; Actinopteri; Gobiiformes; Gobiidae. The record is from RefSeq and is a predicted model, not a curated record.
AUGUCUAAAGCAGGUCCUGGCCCCAGCGGAGUCUCUCUGAGCAGUAACCGCUCCAAAGACUUGGGCAUUGACUUUAAGAAAGGACAAACUGGACCCUCUGCUCAGCUCAGAGAAAUGGAGAAUUCUGGACCAGGACCAGGGUCUGGACGUAGACCCAAAGAUGAGCCAGGACUAAAACCGGUCUACACCAAGUCUAAAGCAGGUCCUGGCCCCAGCGGAGUCUCUCUGAGCAGUAACCGCUCCAAAGACUUGGGCAUUGACUUUAAGAAAGGACAAACUGGACCCUCUGCUCAGCUCAGGGACACAGACUGCUCCAAACCUCUGCUCAGAUCUCAGUCCUUAAACUAUGAAAAACAGAGGACGACUCAUGGACAGGUCAAACAGGAGAACCAGACUGGACCCAGAGAGGAUACGAAGAAUCCAGGGUCUCAGACUAAAAUGGACUUGGUGUUUCAGAUUCUGGAGGAGCAGGUCCAGAAGUUUGUCCAACAGCAGCUGCAGAGACUCCACAGGCUGCUGGCCUCAGAUUACCCAGAAUGCUCUGAGAGUGAGGAGGAGGAGCCCAGCAGAGAGGCUGUUCUGACCAUCGCCUUGGACUUCCUAAAGAAGAUCAACCAAGAGCAGCUGGCCCAGCGCCUGUUCAACAGAUGGAAGGAGACGACAUGCAGAGAUAAACUGAAGCGUGAUCUGCAGAAGAGGUUCAGCCACGUGUUUGAGGGUGUGGCUAAACCAGGAGAGUCCGCCCCCCUGACCCAGAUCUACACAGAGCUCUAUAUCACAGAGGGUGGAGCCUCAGAGGUCAACCAGGAACAUGAGAUCAGACACAUGGAGACCAUGUCCAGGAGAUCGGCUGCUCCAGAGAUCACCAUCAAAUGUGAAGACAUCUUUAAACCCCGCCCACACUCACCAGAGCCAAUCAGGGCGGUGCUGACGAAGGGCGUGGCCGGUGUGGGGAAAACAAUACUGACUCAGAAGUUGAGUCUGGACUGGGCUGAAGGCAAGGCGCACCAGGACCUCCAGCUGCUGUUCCCGUUCACUUUCAGAGAGCUCAAUGUGCUCAGAGACACACAGUUCAGCCUGGUGGGACUGCUGCACCACUUCUUCAGUCCAUCCAAACAUCUAUGCAGCUUCCAACAGCUUCAGGUGCUCUUCAUCUUUGACGGUCUGGACGAGUGCAGACCUCCUAUGGACUUCAGCAGAACCCAGGACCUGACCGACCCCACAGAGUCGGCCUCAGUGCACGUGCUGCUGGUAAACCUUAUCAGGGGGAGGCUGCUUCCUUCCGCUCGCCUCUGGAUAACCACGCGCCCCGCCGCGGCCAAUCAGAUCCCUGUUGAGUUCGUCUCCAUGGUGACAGAGGUGCGAGGGUUCACCGACCCACAGAAGGAGGAGUACUUCAGGAAGAAGUUCAGAGACCAGGCCGCAGCCAUCAUCUCCCACAUCAAGAGCAUCCGCAGCCUCUACAUCAUGAGUCACAUCCCGAUCUUCUGCUGGAUCCUCUCCACAGUUCUACAGAUGCCUCUGUACCAAACAGAGGAAUCAGCGCUGCCCCGGACUCUCACACAGAUGUACGUCCACUUCCUGGUGGUGCAGGCCAAAGUCCAAAACAUCAAGUAUCACCAGAGAUCAGGGGAGGACCUUCACUGGACUGAAAAGACCAAGAAGAUUGUGUGGUCUCUGGGAAAACUGGCCUUUGAGCAGCUGCAGAAAGGAAACCUGAUCUUCUACGAGUGUGACCUGAGCGAGUGUGGGCUGGACCCUGCAGAGGCCUCAGUGUACUCUGGAGUGUUCACACAGGUCUUCAAAGAGGUGCCAGGCCUGUACCAGGACAAGGUCUACUGCUUCAUACAUCUGAGUGUGCAGGAGUUUCUGGCUGCUCUUCACGUCCAUCAGACCUUCUUCAGCUCUGGAGAAAACCUGCUGGAGCCACUACACUCUGAGAGUCCAGAGCCUGAGGCAGCCUUCUACUGCUCGGCUGUGGACCAGGCCUUACAGAAUCGAAAUGGACACCUGGACCUGUUCCUGCGCUUCCUCCUGGGACUGUCCCUGCCAACCAAUCAAAGGCUACUGCAGGGUCUGCUGACUAACACAGAAAAAAAACAGAACAAGGAGACGGUGAAGUACAUCAAACAGAAGCUGAACGUAGAAGGUUUGUCUGCAGAGAGAAAACUGAACCUCCUCCACUGUCUGAACGAGAUGAACGACCUGAGUUUGGUGAAGAUGAUGCAGUGGUACAUGAGAGAAGGACUUCUCUCUGAUAGAAACAUGUCACCUGCUGAGUGGUCGACUCUGUCCUUUCUCUUACUGUCCUCAGACUCAGACCUUGAGGAGUUUGACCUGUGUAAAUACCAGGCCUCAGAGAGAGCUCUCUUGGGCCUGCUGUCGGUGGUCAGAGCCUCCACCAAAGCCCUUCUGAUUGGCUGUGGCCUGUCUCCUCACAGCUGUGGGCCGCUGGCAUCAGUCCUCAGCUCUUCCAGUCUCACACACCUGGAUCUCAGUCACAAUGACCUCCAGGAUGCAGGAGUGAAGUUGCUGUGUUCUGGACUGAAGAAGGCCCCCUGCACACUGAAGACAUUCAGUUUGUCCCUCUGUGGACUGUCCCCUCGCAGUUGUGGGUCUCUGGCCUCAGUCCUCAGCUCCUCCAGUCUCACACACCUGGAUCUCAGUCACAACGACCUCCAGGACUCAGGAGUGGAGCUGCUGUGUUCUGGACUGAAAAGCGCCCCCUGCAGACUAGAGUCGCUCAGGCUGUCUGGAUGUCUGGUCUCACAGAGGGGCGGAGCUGCUCUGGCCUCAGCUCUGAGCUCCGCCCCCUCCCACCUGCGCGAGUUAGACCUGAGCUACAACCAUCCAGGACCCUCAGCCGAGCUCCUGACCGCUCUACAGGACCAGCGCCCCCUGCUGUCUGUCAGGCUGGAUCCUGCUGGAGAGCGCUGGAUGGUCCCAGGUCUGAGGAAGUACUCCUGUGAGUUCUCUCUGGACACAAACACGGCUCACAGACACCUGCUUCUGUCUGAGGACGAUCGGACUGUGACACGUGUGAGGAAAGAACAGGAGUAUCCAGAUCAUGAGGACAGAUUCACAAAGUGGGAACAGGUCCUGAGCUGCACUGGCCUGAGGGGGCGCUAUUACUGGGAGGUGCAGUGGACCGGAGAGGUUUCUAUAGCAGUGAGUUACAGAGGGAUCAGGCGAAAAGGAAAAGGAGAGGAGUGUGGGUUUGGAAACAAUGAUCAAUCCUGGAGUCUGGUGAUCUACAAUGACCAAUACUCUGUCAAUCACAAACAUAUAUGGACAAAACUCACACAGGCUGGUAAAGUGGGCGUGGUCUCUGGCACAGUGGAUGUGGACUCUGGCAAAGGGGGCGUACCCUCUGGCACACUGGGCGUGGACUUUGGCAGAGUGGGCGUGUUCUUGGACUCUGAGGCUGGAGUUCUGUCCUUCUAUGAGGUCGGUUCUGAUGGAAAACUGUUCCAGCUCUACACCUUCAACACCACAUUCACUGAGCCUCUGUUUCCAGGGUUUGGACUGUUAUCUUAUGGUUCCUCAGUGUCUCUGGUCAAGACUCACAGCAGAAACAAGGUGGUGUAG